Molecule: messenger RNA, 240 nt
Organism: Knipowitschia caucasica
Lineage: Eukaryota; Metazoa; Chordata; Actinopteri; Gobiiformes; Gobiidae
Source: the annotation of a GenBank genome assembly
AUGGAGGUCAGUGAGGACCGGGAAAGAUACCAAGACAUAUUUGCUUCUCUCACCUCUGCCGUGCUGCCGGAGAGUCUGCAGAGGAGGCGACGGGAAGGUCAGCCCAGCACUACUAUUCCCCUUUUUUUUGGGAUCCGCAAACCCAACAACGGAAUCUUUUCAUCAGUUUCAAUGCUGCACGCCUUGUCAACCUGGCAGCUGAUGAAGGGGCAUCUGUUUGCAAAGAGUGCGGCAGUGUAA